Entamoeba invadens IP1 is the source of this 522-nucleotide messenger RNA. RefSeq lists its product as hypothetical. The coding region runs from base 1 to 522 and encodes 173 amino acids. The record is from RefSeq and is a predicted model, not a curated record. NCBI's taxonomy places the organism in Eukaryota, Evosea, Mastigamoebida, Endamoebidae. The transcript has a single exon.
AUGGCAACUACUAGUGGCGACAAAUUUGUGAGUUUAAAUGAAAGUAUUGACAAAAAGGAUUUUGAGAUAUUGAAUACGAAAACGAAAGAAACGAUUAAAGUGUUGAAAGGGAAAGAAACAAUAACAAGUGAAGUAGAUGAACAAUUAUUAAUUCAUAUCUCAUUUACUCAAACGGUUAAUCUUCGAACACUCCUUUUUCAAUCUCCGAAAAGUGAGACUGCUCCAAAGGAGAUUUUGAUAUUCACGAACAGAAACGACAUUUCUUUUGAAGAUGCGGAGUCAGUGAAACCAACUCAAAUCAUUUCGAUAAACCAAAACGAAAUAGGAAAACAAGUUGCUGUGAAACCUUUUCUAUUUAAUAAUGUCCACGCUUUAACGAUCUUUGUCAAAUCAAACUUUGCCGGAACGAAAGUGACGCAAAUCAAAAAAUUCGAGCUCUUCGGACAAACGAAGAAAACGACUAACAUGAGCGACUUCAAACCCGUUUGUUGCUGUUGUUGUCAACAGCAACAGAUGAAGUGA